CACACACACAGCUGAAUUGAAUUGUCCGCUGUGAGGUUGGAGGUUUGGGGACUCUGUGCCCGCUAAGCUACUUUCUAUUUCAAGUGCCUGUAUGUCUGAGGCUGGGUUUGAAGCCUCCAGCGUGUUUGGAGUUAAUCCCCAUUAGGUUGGACUCCGCCCCUUUCUCCCAAAGGUAAAGCAAGGUUUUCAGGCAUCACUGCAAAGGGCAGCUAGUAUUCCCAUCCUUGUUUAACAAGCUGUGAGGAGAAGUUGUUUCUGAGAUCUGAGCCUGAAGAGAGGGAACAAGUCAGUCAGCCUUCGUGCUCAGAAGCCUAAAGACCAUAGAACUCUAAAUCAGGCAGAAGGAAGGGAAGGUGGGAAAAGUACUGAAAAGCAAAAUCCCACAGGGAUCCAAAUGGUCCUCGAGAGAAUAGUCUUAUCCAGAAGCAAUGAACAAGUGGCACAUAAUUGAGCCCCAGGACUGGCCAACCAGAUGAAAAACAGGCCAGUGGAGCCUACAUGGUAACUUACUGCAUUUGGUGCUGUGAUCCAACUCAUCUCCCCAUCCCUGCAGAGAAACCUGUGACCAUGAGGAGCAGCCUGACCAUGGUGGGAACCCUCUGGGCCUUCCUGUCCCUUGUUACUGCCGUGACCAGUUCUACCAGUUACUUCCUACCUUACUGGCUCUUUGGAUCCCAGCUGGGGAAGCCAGUGUCAUUCAGUACAUUCCGGAGGUGCAACUACCCUGUGCGGGGAGAGGGACACAGUCUGAUCAUGGUGGAAGAAUGUGGGCGCUAUGCCAGCUUCAAUGCCAUCCCAAGCCUGGCCUGGCAGAUGUGCACGGUGGUGACAGGUGCCGGCUGUGCUCUGCUACUCCUGGUGGCACUAGCUGCUGUCCUGGGUUGCUGCAUGGAGGAGCUCAUCUCCAGAAUGAUGGGACGUUGCAUGGGAGCAGCGCAAUUUGUUGGAGGGCUGCUGAUAAGCUCAGGCUGUGCCUUAUACCCUUUAGGAUGGAAUAGCCCGGAGAUAAUGCAAACAUGUGGGAAUGUCUCCAAUCAAUUUCAGUUAGGUACGUGUCGGCUUGGCUGGGCCUAUUACUGUGCUGGAGGUGGAGCAGCUGCAGCCAUGUUGAUCUGCACCUGGCUCUCUUGCUUUGCUGGAAGAAACCCCAAGCCUGUCAUAUUGGUGGAGAGCAUCAUGAGGAAUACCAAUUCUUAUGCUAUGGAGCUUAACCAUUGCCUCAAACCUUGAGCUUUGAAAGAAGAUUGGAGAGGGUGGGAAAUGGGAGGAGAGAGCCCUGAAAAGAGGUACUAAGGAUUAGGCCAUUUGUCAUCUAACUGUCAUUAGUGUAGCCUAGUGUUUGCAUGUUUUUUAAACUAAUUGUCAUUCAUUUUCACUUAUCUUUUAGCCAGUAGGUCACUGGCUGUUUAUAAAAUUCAUCUAGAGGAAACAUUCUCAGACAUUCACCCAACUGGCAAGUACCUGCUAACCCGAAGACCCAAAGUACUCCUUUAUGCAAAACAGGAUCCAAAGCUAAGGCUGGGUAAGAAUAGCUGUGCAGGGAGGGAGCACAGAAUGGGCAGGGCUGGUUCCUACCACUCCAUUCACACAGUUCAUUCCCAAGUAUUUAUUGCCACCCCCAAACAUCUCUGGAGUACUACUGCUCAAUUUUUGUGUCAUUAUCAGGAGAAUACCUUGACUCUUCCUUUUUUUCUUUCCUGCUUUUCUUUUUCCCCCUGGUUGUGGGGAAGCUUCGGGAGAGGGGGGAGGGUGACUCACAGUGAGGAAAACGUUAGUCAAGGAUACUUGCAUUUAGUCUGGAGCCCCUUCCUCAUUAUGCUUUAGAAUAUUCAUAGGCAUUCAUUUUGUGUUCUGACUGGGUGAUGAGCAAAAAAAUAUAUAGUAGCAAAUAUUCCCUAAUCUUUUAGAGAUACAGAAAUGGCAUUCAUCAAAUGUACUGAGAAUAGACUAGCAUUUGUGGGGCACUCAAUCAAUUUAAAUUCAUGGUGACAGUGACAAGGAUGUUUCUGUUAGAUACUUAUUGAAAUUUCUAUCAGAGAUCAUUUUUAUUGACUAGGAAAUCCACGGUGGCCUUUUACCCCCAAUAGUCACUCCUAAUGUGACAUAAGUUCAUCUGCCUGUUUCAAAGACUGUUCGUCAAAUGAUCUCUCCUUCAUCUGGGGCGAGUUAGCCACAAAAGAACACAGCACUGAUGUCACCUAGGGCUGAUGUAUUUUUAGGCCUGGACUCCAUCCCAUCUGUGCUCAAGGUUGACGGAUGGUGUAGAAGAACUUGGUGUCUCCUGGGGGCAGAGUUUGUCUCGCUCCUCCCCCCCCCCCAACCCCAGUUAAUUCAGGUCAGCUCUAUUGUUCCAUAACUACAGCUUUAGGGAAUGGGGAGGGCCUGUGAUUCAAAAGGCCAGCUCAUCUGUUUCUAUUCUUAAUAAUUCCAGCAUGUUUUUGGUACAGCCCUACCUAGAGGGAUAGAAAUAGAAAAAAACUGGCUUCAUAAGUUACAUUCCAUCUCAUGAGAGGUCAGAAUUCUUCCAUUGGCUUUACAUGGGUAAGUGAAUUUAAAUGCUUCCCCCAUCUAUAGUUGAUUCAUUACUGAGUCACUCAUUCAGAAAACAUUUCUUGAGUAUCUUACUGUGUGACACAUUCUGUGCUAAGUUCUGGGGAUAAAAGGACAAAGACAGUUUCUCACCUUAAAAGGGAUAGUGGUGAGGUAUUGAGAGACAUGUCGACAAGUACUUGUCAGUGUGUUAAGUGCUAGAAAAGUGAAGAAGAACAGCUAAAUGAUCACAGAGAAGUCAUUAAACCAACCUGGCAUGAAGGGGUUCAUGGGAAAGCAUCCUAGCAAAGAAGAUACCUAAGAUGGGUCCGAAAGAUGAAUAGCAGGAGCUUUGUCAGCAAAGGCAAAGAGUGCACAAGACAAGCAAUGAUGGCAGCCAAGUAAUGGAGACAGCAUUAGAAUGACAGAUGGGUGUAAAAAGAGGUGGCAAAAGCUGAAGUUGAAAAGGGAAGCAGUAGCCAGAUUCCGUGGGACCUUUUACUCCAUAAUAAGGCAUUUGAAUUUUCUCCUGAAGAAGGGUCAUUGAAAGGGAAGUGACAUGAACAAACUUGUAGCUUUCAAAGAUAAGUUUGGCUAAAGUGAGGAGAAUGAAAGAAAAGAAGAGGAGAACUAGAGAUAUUUCAAUAAUCUAAGUAUAAAACAAUCAAGGCCUGGAGGAAGGUAGUGACUGUGAGGCCGGAGAAGACGGAUGAAUUUGAAAGAAGAUAUUUAGGAAGUACAUUGUCUAAUGGAUAUGUGUAGGUAUUGGCAAGUGAAAAUUUUGGGAUGACCACUCUGGUAUGUGAGCGACUCCUAUCAUCAAGAUGGCAAAUGCAAGAUGAAUAACAGGUGGUAGGGAACUGGUGAUUGAAUUCAUUUCAAGUAUUAUCUCCCUCAUGGAACUGCAUUAAGUGUUUAAGGUAAGGCCAACUUGAACAUACCUCACUGGGAAGGAAGCAAUGUAAUGUGUUUGCAGCACCUCUUUUCUUUAAGAAAGAUGACUAAGAACAGCUAAAACAAAAAUGCAACUAGCUUAAACCUCAAUUUUAUUGUGUCGGCACAAUAAUGUAACUUUAAUUUAGGAAGGCCCACGGUAUAGAGAAUAUGUCAAAUAUUUGAGAAAAGGCAGAUAGCUCACUUCAGAAAAGAUAGUUGGAUCAGGCGAUCUCUCUUCUCGGGCUAGGCAACCUUCUGGAUUUCUGUAGGAUAGACUUUGUCAAAGUGAGUGUAUAAGUCAGAAUCCUGCCAAGAAACAGACGGUAUACUCAAGGAGUUUAGCGGAGAUGAGCUCAGUGAAAGGACAAUUUAUGAUGGUGUGUGCAGGGUUAAGGGAACUUACCACUGAUGGUGAGGCAUAGAAAGAGUAUGAACAGUGAGGGGCUAUUAUGAUGACUACUCCUAACACUGAAAAGACAAAGGGAAAAAACAGUGUCAUUGGCAUCCAGUAAGUACUGCACAUGUACAAGAGGGAUUGCCUUACAGGAGCUGUUGCUUCAGGUAGCACAAUGUAGUCUCUGCCCAAAUGCAGUAAGGAGGGAGAGAGGGGAAUGAACACCCAUACCUCACUCUCUUUCCACUCUUUGAUCUCCUGCCAGUGCCCAUCAUUAGCCAGAUCCAGCCAUACAGCAGCUGGAAAAGAAGCCUGUUGCUAUAGUCAGUUGAGGUCAGACUCCUUUGGCACAGAGCAUGGCAGGGAAGGGUGGAGAAUGAAGCUUCGGGGUAUGAGGGGCCGAUGGAAAAUAACAUUUCAGUGAGUGCUCUUAGCCACCAGACAAUGCCAUUGCCUUAUGCACUGCUUCCCAGGAAGUAUAUGCUUUGCUUUCCUCCAUGGCCCAGAUACCUAAACACACUGUGAAGUAAUUGGACCCUGGAAAGGAGACUGAAGAGGAAGGGGGUCAUUUGAAAUAACACUUUAAAUAACUAUCACCUUGCAGGAGUUAGUUGCAGGUUGAAUUAAGUUGGAAUGUUUUCUCCUGUUUUCCAAUGAAAGGAAAAUGGAUUUAAAAGAGAUUAUUUUUUUUCUGUGAAGAAACCAGGCCUGCAGGGGCUUAUAUUCAAAGACGGAUCUAGCCCCAUGUUCAAUUCAAAUUUAAAUUCCUCCUUGCCUGUGUCUGGUUUCUUUCCUGCCAGGCCUUGUUUUUACAUAGAUGUCUGACAAGACUAGGUUCUUUUCCCCAUGGCCUGGAGAAAACUUUUAGAAGCAAAAUCUGUGUCUUGGGCUGCUAUUGUACAGAAAGGAAGGAGAGCCCAUGGGUCAGGUGGAGACUGAAUGAGUGAGGUAAGAACCUAAAAGACUCUGCGGUUUGUCCCAUGCCUGGCUGGCUGUCAUGUUCCUUGCCUGGGCAUGCAGGCUGAGUGCCUAACUAUGGGCCCAUUCUGACCCUGGAACCACUUAGAUCUUGGGGAGGGGGAGAGAGGUGGGAAGUGAUUCUUCUGGACUAACUCACAGUCCAUUUAGUAUUUCAUAAGAGCCCAUUUUGCAAGAUACUCGUUUCAGAAAAUAAUGUCAGAUGGGCAGCAACUACCCAGUUGGCAUGCUUUUGUGUCUAGAGGAUUGAAAUUUCUACACCUGGGCUAGCAAGUGUUAAGUCACUGGGGUGUGUCUUCAGUGGUGCUGUCUCUCUAAUGUCACACCUCAUUACCUCUGCUCUCAGAGGAGAAGCUGCUUUCAUUCACUUACAGCUGCUAGUGACUUCCAGGCAGUGGGUUCUGCCUUGCAGGAGCGUGUGACCUGAGCCAAGAUGGAAAUGUUCUGGUCUCUGGGAAAGGAGUUCUGGCUUAUGUAAGAGUAGAUGGCAAUAUUAAGUCUUGGCUGGAUGAGAGAAAACCCCAUGAGGAUGAGGGAAUGAGGAAGCUUCUGGGAAGCAGAGGCUUUAUAAAUUUGUCACAUAAAUUGUGCCAAGGAAAGGUCUAGCUCCUUCAAUAUGUGAUGGGGACACUUUCUUCAGAGUCUGGCAUUCGCUUUCUGUAGAAAUAUUCAUAUUAAUUUAAAGUAGUUUCAAGAUUGUAUUUGGUCCCAAGGAAGCCUGGUGAUGGGAAAAAUGGAACUUUCAAGAAAACUAAUACUCAAUAUAUUUUGUAAAGGAUGGAAGGCAUCCUACUUGAUGGCUUGAGGGGAAAGGUGUGCUAUUUCUAGAACUCACAAUCAAUCUCUGGCCAUACACAGUAAAGCUUUCUUAGUAGACAGCAGGCAGAGCCCCUCCAAAGAGUCAUAGCCACCUUCUGUUCUUGGUUAAAGAGCAUUUUCUGAGCUGGAGUGGGGCUGGAGUUGAAAGAUAUUUAUUACUGGCCUCUCUCUCAGAUGUAGAGAAAUGCAUUUUAAGCUUCAUUUUUUUCAUCUGCUUCUGAGAUUUGGCUCUCCCAGGGUUGAUCUCUUCUCUAAACUCAUCAAAACCCCACUGAGUCCUCAAAGCUAACAGCAAAUAAACAGUUGCUAUGUGUGCACACAAAUAAUUUAGAUUUUCAUUAUACAGAGCUGCUGAUACAUUAGGAGGCAGAAGUAGGGGGAGACAAAAUGCUAGGUUUUGAAUAUGGCAACGCCGUAUUCUCCUUCCUUCCCCUCCAGAAAUGAGGCCCAGAAAAUAGUACUUGGGAGUCAGGGGGUGGUGGGGUUGGGGGGCAUCAGGGCCAGCCAGCAUCCACAUUGGCAAGACCCUGAUGUUGGCUCCCUUUCAUGUAGUAUCUCUGCUACAUGAAAGAGACAUUAGAAGAGGUGGUAGAAACUAUAGAUGAGAAUCAAAGCUGGUAGAAAGUUCAAGAGAGAAAAAGGGUAAAUAAAGCGGUAAAUACCAGAACCAUUCCAGAGAAAGUGUCUCCUCCCACUGUAGCUUACUAGAAUUUCAUUUGGGGCAAUUUGACUUUCUUUCCAAGAUAUCUCAGUAUCUUCUGCACUAAAACAUUGUCCUCCUAGGCAACACGGUAAAGUGAAGUCGGUCCAGGCUUUGGAGUCAGACAAAUCAAGGUUUGAAUUGCAGCUCAAACAUUUAUUAGCUGUGUGUCCUUGGGCAAGGCAGUUAACUGAGCUUACUAACAUUCUAAGUUAACACUGGCUAUUGGCUCCACAAUUCUCAGCAACUAUAGAAGGAGUUAAUCAUUCGGUGGCCCCAUUCAUUUUAAUUUGCAUUGAUUAUUCUAACACAGUGAUUUUUAAUCCUGGUGGACGUUAGAAUCUGCUGGGAAGCUUUUACAAAAUUUGAUGCUUUUGUUCGUCCCAGUUCAACUGAGUCAGAAUCUGUAGAUGCCACUACACCAUACCACCCUCUCUUUAUUUUUGCCAUCAUCUACUGACCUCCUAGUCAUCCCUCAUUCAUAAGGACUUUAGCACCUGGCUCAGUCUCUUCUCUAUUUUUAAAUCUUUCGUCCUUUUAGAAAUUCCAACAUCAUGUGAACCAAUCUUCCAAUUUACUGGCCUCUAAACACUUUGACUUCUUUACCUCCAAUAAUAUAUUUUUUCUGCCCAACCUUUUUAGCUCCCACUCUUGACAUCAACAAUAAACACACAAUCACUAAAGUCCUGAUGUCAAAUCUCCCAUUCCUGACCAACGCUUCUUAUUCUUUCAUCUCAUGUUUCUUAACAUCCCCACUCUACCAACUAUUUGACCCCAUCCUAGUUACACAACUAGAGUCCCUAGUUUAUCAUAGUAAUCACCCCUUGCAUAAAUGUUCCACUCUUUUCCCCUCUUUAAUUCAGCCAUAUAUUUAUUAAAAAAAAAAAAAAACCCUAACCCUGGUUAAAUGUAAUAAUUUCCCUGCUCAAUGCUUACACCAAGUUCUCAACUAUUUAGAGAGAAAAACUAGCUACCCUUGCACCUUUUCCUUGUCUAUACUCACCCCCUUGGUGAGUUCAUUCAAUCUCACGGCUUUACAUGUUAUCUAUACCCUUGCUACACAAAGGGUGGGCUAUGGUCCAAAAGCAUCAGUAUCACAUUGGGAAUGUAUUAGAAAUGUAAAAUCUUGGCUCCACUCCAGACCUACUGAAUCAGAAUCUGCAUUUUUAACAAGAUCCCUAAGUGAUUCAUUUGCAUUAAAGUUUGAGAGGCACUGGUCUAUACCAAUGGUUAUCAUCUUUGAUUGCAAACCAGAAUCAGCUAUGAUUUGCUAGUGCCAAUAUCUACUUUCAGAAACUCUAAUUUAAUUGGUCUAGGGUAGGGUUUGGAUAUAUAUAAAUUUUGUAAGCCAUCAUGUGAUUUCAAUCUUCAGCCUAGAUUGACAACCACUGACUUAAGUACUGAUGACUCCCAAGUUAAUAUCUCUAGGCCAAACGUCUCUGAACUUCAGGCUCAAAUGUUCAACUACUUAUUCCAAGUCUCUACUUGGAUAUCUAGUAGACUUGACAGAGUGUACAUAUCCAUAACCAAGAUCCAAAUCUUCCGAUCCUAAACCCAUUCCUUGUAAUCAUCCCCAUCUUACUAACUAAAGGGCACUAUACUUACUGGGUUUUCCCUUCUACCUCCUUGGGUGGCCCUUCUCAUCCUUUUUUUUGGAUCAUCUGCCUAUGUUCAACCUCCCAGUGUUGAAAUGAUCCAGGGUACAUAGCUCCUCUCGAUAUCUAGAAUCUCCCCAGGUGAUCUCAUUUACAUGCUGAUGAUACUCUGAUUUAAACAUAGUCAUGUUGCUCACAAUUAACCUGUGCAACAGGAAAUUAUUAGUUUUCUCCUCCAACCCCAUCAGCACUUCUGCCAAAACCUCGGAAUAAUCUCUGAUGUUUUUCCUUCCCUGGGCUGCUACCUCCAAUCCAUGUGCAAAUCUUAACAAGUCUACUUCCAAAAUAUAUUCGUUAUCUACACACUUCUCUUAUCUCUACUAUUACAACCCUAAGACAUUAAUGACAAAAAAGUUUUAGCAAACUGAGACUAAAAAGGAAUAUUCUACUAUGGUAACAGGUAUCUAAUAAGCCUCUAGCAAACAUUGUACUAAAAAAAAAAAUUAGGAACAUUCUAGUUUAAAACAGAAAAAAAGGACAAAGAUAUUUCAGCUCACAAUUGCAACAAAAAAUAUAGGGUAACUAAGACUAAAUCUUACAAAAGAUGCAGAAAAAUUAUAAAGCAACAUGGGAAAAGACAAAAAGGAUUCAUAAAUAGGUUUCAUGAAUGGAAAGACUUGAGAUGUUUUUUAAAGCAUGUCAGGUUUUUUUCAAAAUGAAUUUAUAAAUUCAACACCAUUCCAAUAAAUAUUCUGUCUUUUUUUAGUGUAAGUUUACAUGCUCAUCUUCACAUUUGUGUUCAGAUAUAAAGACUUAAAGUUAUAAUCAUUAACAAGUGUGGUAGUGACACAGAGAUGAACAAAUGGAUAAAUGGAACAGAAUAGAGGAUAAGAAACAGAUUCAUGAUUAUAAGGAAACUAGAUAGAUACGAUAGAAAUAGCAUUAUUAACCAAUGAGGGAAGGAUAGACAAAUCCAACAAACGAUAACAUUUGGGAAAUGAAAUUAUAUCCCUAAAACACUCCAUUUAUAAGAAUCUUAAUUCCAGAUGGAUUAAUGACCUAAAUGUGAAACAAUUCAAACUUUGAAAAGAUAACUUAGAAAAAUAUUGUUUUGACUUUAAUAUAGAAAGAAACUUCUAAAAAAGACACAAAAGGCAAAGCCCAUAAAUCAAAAGAAUGAUGCACUUGACUACAUUAAAAUUUCAAAAUGUCUGUUUAAUGAAAAGGUCAGCUUGACUUUUCUGGUCCCCUUCUGUUGGGAGUGGGCCAUGUGACUAGUUCUAGCUAGUGGGUUGUGAGCAGCAGUGAUAUGUGCCACUUCCAGGCUGAAUUAUUAGUAUUUGCCAGUGUGAGCCCUUCCAGAGAUCUCCUUUCCCUCUCCCAUGGUGACACAAAAUACUCUUGUUGAAAACAGCCUGGAUCCUGGAGUGAGGAAGCAGUCCCAGCCAACUAAUAGUGCACCUGUGAUCAAAAAAGAUACAUUUGCUACUUUAAAAAGCCUCAUUAAUGAACAGUAUCAUAAGCAAAAUGAAAGGGUAAGCCUCAGACUGGGAGAAAAAUAUUUGUAAAGGUAUAGCUAAUGAAGGAUUAAUAUGAAAACAAUUUAAAGAGUCACAAAUCAAUAAGGAAAACCUAAAUAACUCAAUAAAAAUAAAACACAGGCAGAAGGUAUGAUUGAGUAAUGAACUUAGGAGGAAACUUGAUAGGACGCUUAACUACCUAAACUCAGGGAAAUACAAAUUAAAGUAACAAGAAGAUACAAUUUGCAUCUGUAAGUUUGGUAAAAAUGUAAAAGUCCAUUUAUAGCAAGUGUUGGAAAGAAAUAAGAACUGUCAUCAUUGCUGGCUCAAAUAUAAAUUGGCAUAGACACUUUGGAGAAGAAUUUGUCAAUAUCUUGUAAAGAUGAAGAUGUAGGUGUAAAUGUAGUUUCUCCUUUAUGAAUUUGCUGUGGAGAAACUCUAGUACAACAGCAGACAAAGACAUAUACAAUGAUGACUGUCAAUGUCAUUGAUAUCUGGAAUAGAAAAUGUCAAAUAUUUACCAGUGGGAGAAUGGAAAAAUAAAUUUGAUAUAUUUACUUAAUUAAAAUGAAUGACUUGGAGUCACAUGUAUGAAUGCAUCUCAAAAUCAUAAUGUUGAGUGAGUAAAGCAAGUUGCAGAAUGACUUCAGGGCAUACCUUUUCCAAAAGUUUGAAAACAUGUAAAACAAUACUACAUAUUUGUUAUGGAGUAUAUUUUUGUUCAUCAAGUAUUCAUGCCUCCUCACACUACAUCUUUUGCAUCAUUUGGAAGAGUAUAUUUUCCCAGUCUAUUGAUGCCUUGGCCAUGAGAUUCACUUUGUCCAGUAGAAUAUUUGGGUAGAACUGAUAAUGUAAGAAUUCUGAGCCAAGGCCUUAAGAAGCAUCAUAUUUUUGUUUUGUUUCUUUGGGAGUUUCUGACCUCCACAAUGAGAAGCACAUGUCACUUGAGACUAUCCCUUCAGUUUCUAACUCAGAAUGAAAAUACAUGAAUCAUUGCUGCCCCAGCUGACAUAGAGACCUGGGAACAAGAGAGCAAACGCUUGUUGUUGUAUGAUACUAGGUUUGAAAUACAUGAAAAACUGAACUAUGCAAUGUUCAUAUGCCGGAACAUAUGUAAUGUAUGUGUAUGUAAUACAAACAGGAAUAAUAAACAGUAAAUAAUAAAAUAAUAAACAGUAAA
This is a messenger RNA of Chlorocebus sabaeus (green monkey), 10651 nucleotides long. RefSeq names its product LHFPL tetraspan subfamily member 1 (gene LHFPL1). Lineage: Eukaryota; Metazoa; Chordata; Mammalia; Primates; Cercopithecidae. The record is from RefSeq and is a predicted model, not a curated record. Gene Ontology annotation, cellular component: membrane.